Messenger RNA from Leptopilina heterotoma, 1819 nucleotides. It is a transcript of the gene Ate1, whose product is annotated as arginyl-tRNA--protein transferase 1. Gene Ontology annotation, biological process: protein arginylation. The transcript has 8 exons. Gene Ontology annotation, molecular function: arginyl-tRNA--protein transferase activity. The record is from RefSeq and is a predicted model, not a curated record. The coding region runs from base 162 to 1658 and encodes 498 amino acids. NCBI's taxonomy places the organism in Eukaryota, Metazoa, Arthropoda, Insecta, Hymenoptera, Figitidae. Gene Ontology annotation, cellular component: cytoplasm.
UUGUGGAUUAAACCUCAGUCACUAGCCUGAUUUGGCCUGAUUGUCAUUUUGAGCCAUGUGCCAAUCGUAUGUAAUUGUUCUGUAUUUUUUGUAUAUAAUAUAAAUAAUAAUAGCGACUCUGUGAAAAACAUAAAUAAUUGGUGAUUAAAUUGGCGACUAUCAUGGCAUCAAUAUCUUGUAGUAUUGUGAAAUACCACUCUGAACAAACUGAUUACAGAUGUGGUUAUUGUAAGAAUCCAAAUAGUAACUUCAGUCACGGAAUGUGGGCUCAUACAUUAACUGUACAAGACUAUCAGAAUUUAAUUGACAGAGGUUGGAGAAGAAGUGGAAGUUAUUGCUAUAAACCAGUAAUGGACAAAAUUUGUUGCCCAGCGUAUACGAUAAGAUGUGAUGCAUUAAACUUCAAAAUUUCCAAGUCCCAAAAGAAAAUACUUAAUAGAAUGUCAAAUUUUCUAAAGAAUAAAUUAAGCAAAGAGGAAAAAAUGUCUCAUACAAAUACAGACAUUCAUCACGAUAAAUUAUCCAAAAUUCCUCAUGCAACAAUAGAGGACUCUAAAAUAUGUAAAAUAAGUAAAAUCAUUGCACCUUGUGAAAUUAAUAAAAAUUCAUUGCCAUCAGAAUCAAGUAAGAAUUCUUUUAGCAUAGAGAAAAAAGAGGUAAAAGACAGUAUUGCAUCAAGCUCAGGCAGUAAAUUAUUAGCCGAUAAAGAUGUCAAAGCAAAUAAAACAAAACUUGAACAUAAUCCACAAAAAAAAGCAAAAAUUUUACGCUUAGAAAGAAAACAAAAUAAAUUACUAUCGCAAGGAAAAUCGACAUCUGAAAUUCAAACUAUAUUAUCCGAGUCGAAACAGCAACAAAAUUCCAGUAAAACUUUGGAACAGUUUUUCAGUGAAUUAAAUAGCGAAAUGAACAAAUUGGAGUUAAAAUUAAUUCGAGUAAUGUCGGACGAAUUUCUUAAAACUCUCGAUGAAAGUGCAAAUCUUUACAAAAAAUAUCAAAUGACAAUUCAUAAGGAUGAUCCAGAAGACUGUGAUAAAUCGUCAUUUUAUAAAUUUCUCGGCAAGAAUUCUUUACAGGAAUGGCGUCCAGAAAAUGGUCCACUUCAAGGGUAUGGCUCCUUUCAUGAUCAGUAUUGGUUAAAUGGAAAGUUAAUUGCCGUCGGUGUAAUAGACAUUUUACCUGCUUGUGUCUCUAGUGUGUAUUUCUAUUACGAUCCCGCCUACUCUCAUCUUUCUCUAGGAACUUUCAGCUCAUUGCGUGAGAUUUUCUUAACCAGACAGUUGAAUGAAACCGUGCCGAAUCUCAAAUAUUAUUACAUGGGAUUUUACAUACACAUUUGCCCGAAAAUGAGAUACAAGUCGAAAAUGGUUCCAUCGAAACUUUUGUGUCCGGAAACUUACGUGUGGUGUGACAUUGAAAAGUGUCUAUUGAAAUUGAAUGUCAAUAAGUACAGUCGACUGAAUGAGGAUUUAAAGGCAAUUGAUGAAAAUGGUAUUGUAAACAUAGACGAGGUUCUACUUCUGUAUCGAGAGCAAGCUAUGUUGUACAAAACGUAUAGAACAAUGUUGCCUAGAUGUCGAGAUGAACAUGAGAUUUCAGAAUAUGCAGCUCUAGUAGGAAUGAAAUGUGCCAAGAGUAUUCUUUUGUAUCGCAAAUAAUAAUUUUACAACCUUGCCUUAUUUGUAGUUGACAAUUUGAAAAAUUCUUUUUUUUUUUUAUUAAAAAUUAUAAUCAUUUUUAUCAUUAUAAUUUCGGUACAACAUUAUUUGCAUUAUUUCUAGCUUUCAAAUUUUAAAUAAAUUAAGAAUUCUCAAGUCAA